Messenger RNA from Opisthorchis viverrini, 876 nucleotides. RefSeq lists its product as hypothetical. The transcript has 7 exons. Lineage: Eukaryota; Metazoa; Platyhelminthes; Trematoda; Opisthorchiida; Opisthorchiidae. The record is from RefSeq and is a predicted model, not a curated record. Gene Ontology annotation, cellular component: Golgi membrane; endoplasmic reticulum membrane. Gene Ontology annotation, biological process: GPI anchor biosynthetic process. Bases 1 to 876 code for a protein of 291 amino acids.
AUGUCUUUUGAUAUAUCAGGUUCUUUGAAUUUGACCGGAUUCACCACUCGACGUAUUAUUUUCAUCGCUCUAUCGACGGUGGAAAUUCUGUUUCUAAGCUUGCUCUCCCUAUUCCCCUCCGCCACAUUGUACGUUAUCGCCCUAAUUUUAUGCGUGGCGCUUUGUCUUUCCACUGGAGCCUGUCUCGGAACUGAUUGCACAGAUGUCAAUUUUCUCCCUUCACUCAGCGCAGCAAUCAGCGAUGAACAGCCGCAGCGAAGCAUAUGGAUGUGUUUCAUUUGUAUAAGCUCAUCCAUACGAAUCCUCUUACUCUUCCCAGUAUCCCGCGUCUACCGUCGUCUUUGUCACACUCUGGGAGGUGCUCAUCUCGAUUGGAUGGUUACUCCCAUUUUCAGUCUAUCGACGGUGGAAAUUCUGUUUCUAAGCUUGCUCUCCCUAUUCCCCUCCGCCACAUUGUACGAGGCGCAUCGCAAUUGCCUAGCUAUAUUCGUUUUCUCAUCUGUGAUGUUCAUGGGAUUCGACACCUGCUUGUUUAUUCGAAUGGCACAACAUUCGAAGAAUCGCACAACGGUAUCUGAGGCUCGACGGAAAAGUUGGCUUUUUGCAAGUUAUCUUUUACUCCUGACAAUAAUCGCCGCCUUCUACUACGUGCACACCACGUACUGCCCUCCAUAUGUCUACUCCCUGUUUUCCUUCUUUGAAUACGUUGCAAUCGUGAUAAACGUACUAUACCAAUAUUAUGCCAACUGCCUGGUCGGAGCCGUCCCCAUGGGAGUUCUCUUGGAACAUUUGUCAUGCUCUGAUAAGAAAACGGACCGAAUCGAUCUUGCUUAUUUUUUCAAUCAGCAAUCCUCAUUGGCCACAAUACAAAACUAA